ACGGAUCGCUUCUCAUACUCCGGAGCAGCGUGGUAAACACUCUCGGGUCUGAAGCUCCGCAGCUCCGGCUCUCUCUGCAGCUCCAACCCGACCUGCGGCUCCACAGGGCCGGGGACAUGAGCUCCACCUGCGGCCCGUACACUUCACCGUGAGCGGGAUCCGUUUACCCGACACUCAGGACACCGCGCCCCGGUGUUUACAGCUCGGUGUCGGACCCCCCACCCUCCCUUCACCGGGACCAUGGCGGAGAGAAGUGGCCGGCUGAGUUUCGCCGGCAGCGGGGCUCUCAACAGACCGGUGCCCAUGAACCUGUUCGCCACUUGGGAGAUCGACGGCUCCUCCCCGAACUGCGUCCCCAGGCUGUGCACGUUGACUCUGAAGAAGCUGGUGGUGAUGAGAGAGAUCGACAAGGAGCUCAUCUCUGUGGUGAUCGCCGUGAAAAUACAGGGCUCGAAGCGGAUCCUGCGGUCCCAUGAGAUCGUACUGCCCCCCGGAGGAUCCGUGGAGACCGACCUCGCUCUCACCUUCUCUCUGCAGUACCCUCACUUCCUGAAGCGGGAGGGCAACAAGCUGCAGAUCCUGCUGCAGAGGAGGAAGAGGUACAAGAACAGAACCAUCCUGGGGUACAAGACCCUCGCGGGGGGGUCCAUCGACAUGGCAGAGGUGAUGCAGCACCCCCCAGAGGGAGGCCAGGUUCUCCCCCUCUGCUCCCACCAGAAGGAGCUGCAGGGGAAGGUGGCUGAGAUCUGGAUCUUCUCUCUGAGCAGCCAGCCCAUCGACCACGAGGACGUGGCGCUCAGCGAGGGACCCAAGAUCAAAUGCUCAGAUAACUACUCAGAGGAAGAGUACGAGAGCUUCUCCUCGGAGCAGGAGGCCAGUGACGACGCCGUGCAGGGACAGGAUCUGGAGGAUGACGAGUACGACGUGAGGAAGCCGAAGAAGCAGAGGAGGUCCAUCGUGAGGACGCCGUCCAUCACCAGACAGCAGAACUUUAAGCAGAGAGUCGUCGCCCUGCUGAAGCGCUUCAGAGUCUCAGACGAGGUGCUGGACUCGGAGCAGGACCCUGCGGAGCCCCCGCCCGAGGUGGAGGAGGAGGAUCUGGAUCUGGACAGCGUGGAGUUUGAGAACCCGAGCGACAGCGGGCCGGAGCUGGACGACGACGACAGCGUCCUGAGCACGCCCAAACCCAAACUCAAGCCAUAUUUCGAGGGUGUGUCUCUCUCCAGCUCUCAGACAGAGAUCGGCAGCCUCCACAGCGUCCGGAGCCACCGGGAGCCCCCGAGCCCGAUUGACACAGAUAAAACAAAGAGCGCCGGGCCCAAGUUUCCAGAAGACAACAUCUCGGAUAUCGUCUCCUUUGAUCAGCCGGAGGCGGUGACCCCCACCACGGAGCUGGAGAUGGACAACAUGGACACGUUUCUGGAGAGACUGCCUCCCAUCGGCAAGAUGACGAAGACAGAGUCUCUAAUAAUCUCUUCCAACAGGCAGGAGCCGAAGUUGGCGGGUCGUAGAGGUCGCAGUACCUCCCUGAAGGAGCGUCAGCCGAGCCGACCGCAGAACGAGAGAGCCAACAGCCUGGACAACGAGCGCUCUCUGGACACACGCUGCCACCUGCAGAUCCCCAGGAAGACGGUGUACGAUCAGCUGAAUCACAUCCUGGUCUCUGAUAACCAGCUCCCCGACAGCAUCAUCCUCAUUAACACCUCAGACUGGCAGGGCCAGUAUCUGUCCGACCUGCUGCAGAACCAGCAGCUCCCGGUGGUCUGCACCUGCACCACGGCCGACAUCCAGGCUGCGUUCAACACCAUCGUGUCCCGCAUCCAGAGAUUCUGUAACUGUAACUCUCAGACGCCGGUCCCCAUAAAGAUCGCGGUGGCCGGAGCGCAGCAUUACCUGAGCGCCGUGCUGAGGCUGUUCGUGGACCAUCUCUCCCACAAGACCCCCGACUGGCUCGGAUACAUGAGGUUCCUCAUCAUACCGCUGGGUGCACAUCCGGUCUCCAAAUAUCUCGGCACGAUCGACUAUCGAUACAACAGCUUGUUUCAGGACGCGGCGUGGAGAGACCUGUUCCACAAACCGGAGGCUCCUGUUGUCGCUCAGGAGAACCUGGACGUGGUGUCGAGGGUCACCCAGUACAUGGUGGGAGCCAACGGAGCCCACCAGCUGCCCAUCGCUGAGGCCAUGCUCACCUACAAACAGAAGAGGAAAAAGAGCUUUCAUUUUGAUUUUGCAGUAAGCCCGGACGAGGACUCGUGUCAGAAAUUCAUCCCAUUUAUCGGAAUGGUGAAAGUCGGCCUCGUGGAGCAAACCUCUGCAGCCUCAGGAGACUCUGAUGACGCGACUCCCCUCGGCUCCAUGCUGCUCUCCCCCCCUCCACAGGUGUCCCCCGCCCUCAAAGAGGCGUCGCCCACCCCUCCCUCCUCACCCUCCGUCACCAGCAGCUUCUGUGCUUACAGCUCUGCAGGUGGGGUGGAGCUGAUGGGGCUGCAGGUGGAUUACUGGCAGGCUCCAACGGAGAGGAAGAAGGACGUGGAGAAGCGGGAUUCUUCCUCCAAAAAUACGCUGAAGUGCAAUUUCCGCUCGCUGCAGGUCAGCCGGCUGCCGGUGGGGGGGGCAGAGCCGAACCCUCAACCCACCAUGAGUAUGACGGUGGUGACCAAGGAGAAGAACAAGAAGGUCAUGUUCCUGCCAAAAAAGAGCAAAGACAAGGAGGUGGAGUCCAAGAGUCAGGUGAUCGAGGGAAUCAGCCGCCUCAUCUGCACUGCCAAGCACCAGCAGACCAUGCUGAGGGUCCUGAUAGACGGCGUGGAGUGGAACGACGUGAAGUUUUUCCAGCUGGCGGCGCAGUGGUCGUCCCACGUGAAGCACUUCCCCAUCGGGAUCUUUGGACACACCAAGGGCCCCUACUAGAGACUGAGACCCCCUUUAACCCCCUCCUCACACUUCUUUAUUCUGAAUCUUAAUUUAAGCAUUUUUAUUUAAUCAUUUGCGUGUUUUUUUAAUUUUAUAUUUAUCUAAAAAACGUCUCGAGGCAACGCCGCCGAGGGUAUAUUUCUUUACUCCGCUUUUUAAAUGAGAAUAAAUUAUUCUGCUGAUGUUUUAUAGGAACACAAUCAUCAGUAAUUCAUAAUCAGAAGUAUUAUUUUUAACAUACUGAGCCCAGGUUUCACCAUCUGCCAUUGUUUUGAUUUGGUUGUGCUGGUUUUAAUCACUAGGCCGCCACGUUUAAUCAAGAUUGUAAUAUAUGUUAAAAAAAAAAAUACAAGAGCAGCUGCCUUGUGAUGAAGUGGAAGACGUUCAUCUGGAAUACAUUUGGGAAUUUCAACUUCGAUUCUUAACCCUGAAGAGGAAAACACUUCGGCACUAAAUGAAGAUUAUGUGCAAUACACUGAAAACUGUGUGUGUGAAUAGCAACAUGCACUGGUUGAAGAUUACACACUGAUUGUAAACUCUUACUUAACUUCUGACGUUAAUUGGCUUGAGUUUGGCUCCAAAGUGGGACAUGAAAACAAAACGAAAGAAAACAUUGAUAGCACAAAAUGAACUGCUUUUCGACGAUAGUGCGGACUGAUAUUUCGGGGAAUUUGCUUUGUUUCCAAAAGUUAGAUGAGAAAAUGGAUACAGCUAGUUAGCACAAAGACUGGAAACACAAACGGUGACAUGCGUUAUCUUUUUUGUGUUAUCUGUACAAAAACUGAAGAGUAAAAGAAAUCCAAGGAGUGGUUUUAUGGUGGGGCUUACACACAAUACUCCAGCACAUGACCCCCAUGCACUCACUACACAAAGAAAUGUCGAUAAAUGUUCCCCCAGUCUUUAUGCUAAGCUAAGCUACUGACAAACAGCUAUCCUGACAUGUUAUACCUUCUUUGUUUAGAUGUGUAUAAAAAAAGCGUGCAAUAAUUAUAAGAGGUGGUUUAACAAAGAGCCAUGCUAGCUGUUUCCCUCCAUCUCCAGUCUUUAUGCUAGGCUAAGCUGCUGAGAGACUAUCCUAGCUAGCCUGGCUCUGAUCUUAAAAAAUAUCCACCUACCAGCAUCAGUAAGACUCACUGAUUAACAAGUUAUAUUUCCUUUAGUUUAAUUUGUACAUAAAACGUAUUUCAAAUGUAAAGAGGUAGUUUUACACAGAGCCAUGCUAGCUGUUUCCCUCCAUUCUCAGUCUUUGCGCUAAGCUAAGCUAACCAGUUGCUAGCUGUAGCUGCACGUUCUCAUCUGACUCUCAUUAAAGAAAUACUUCACCAACAAAAGGAUCAUUUAUAUGUCAGUAACUCACCCUGCUAUCUUGAAUUCUUGGAGAAAAUGUUGUUUUUUCUGUAGUAAAUGUAUGCCCCGUUUGUAACAACAAAAAGGGGUUUUAAGUCAAAGUCAACUUUAUUGUCAAUAUUCUGUAUACAGACAGGGAAAUCAAAAUGCUGUUUCUCACAAUCCCGAGGAAUCAAAUUAAAAUAUAUAAAAGUUAUAUACACAUACAUACAGUACACACCUGUACCCCUACUUGUAUAUAAUCAUUAAAUGGAUGGUACAUAGUUUUCCUGUCUUCAAAGCAGUGUUACUUGAGAAUCCAACGAUGAUACAUUCAUUUACACCGUGCUUUUUCUUAAUACUCUAAGAUGCUUUACAAUAGAAAAGCAUUUAAUUAAAGCAUGCAAACAUACAUGCAAAAAAACAGGACGAGUGUUACGCAAAUGAUCAUUUUGUGGGUGAAGUAUUCCUUUUACAAAGCCAAACGUAUUGUUUCAUUACCCAACAUGUCUGUAAUCUUGGUUCAUAUGCAGUAUUUCUUCUGUAUUCUGCAAACAGUGUGUGCUUAUUUCUCCCACACUCCUCUGACACACUCCAUAUCUCUUUAGCUAAAAGCUCAUGUUUAUUUUUGCCAAAGGAAGUCUGCAGCUCACUCAUUACCUGUGGUAUUAUAGAUCAUAAUGUAGAGGUGAAUGUAUUGAAGGUACCUUAAUGUAAAGCACUUUUAAAUGUUUGUUGAUCAGUGUGUUUUAAUUCUGAGCAGCACAAGCAGCGGACACACGGCAUAUUUUGUAUAUGCAGAGUAGCCCUGCAUCUCCUCCCUGUAAUAUCACUUUAGGCAGUGUGACGCCUCCCUGGUAACGUUUGAGAUCUCAGUUUGGUAUUCUGCAAGCUGUGUUAACAUUUCAAUGUCGGUAGUUUUUUUUGGCUUUCAUCAUAACCUUUUGCCAAUUUCUUAAUAAGUGCCUAAAUUGCUUAAUUUUGACAAAUCAACAUAAAUAUAAAUGUGUCCCUCGCUCACAUGGUGCUGAUUUUGGUCCGGAACAGCAAAUUCCUAUUGAUUUUGCAUUAUAAUGUUGAAAAGAGCAAAGAGAGGUUCUCAAAUAUGGGUUUUAAUCAGUGAAAUGAACCCGUUAGCCCGUCAAUGCUGAGCAGACAUUUGUUUUAGAGGGGUUUUCUUAUGUUGUCUCAGAGAAAGGCUUGUUGAAAAUAAAAGUUCCCUAACACUGUAAUCCCAAAACUUGGAGUAAUAAAACUACUAUACACACUAAAAUGUA
Molecule: messenger RNA, 5516 nt
Organism: Eleginops maclovinus (Patagonian blennie)
Lineage: Eukaryota; Metazoa; Chordata; Actinopteri; Perciformes; Eleginopidae
Gene: pacs2
Product: phosphofurin acidic cluster sorting protein 2
Biological process (GO): protein localization to plasma membrane
Molecular function (GO): transmembrane transporter binding
Source: RefSeq, a predicted model, not a curated record